Messenger RNA from Ascoidea rubescens DSM 1968, 591 nucleotides. RefSeq names its product GLTP domain-containing protein. Gene Ontology annotation, molecular function: ceramide 1-phosphate transfer activity; ceramide 1-phosphate binding. Gene Ontology annotation, cellular component: cytosol; cytoplasm; membrane. Gene Ontology annotation, biological process: ceramide transport; intermembrane lipid transfer. The transcript has a single exon. NCBI's taxonomy places the organism in Eukaryota, Fungi, Ascomycota, Saccharomycetes, Ascoideales, Ascoideaceae. Bases 1 to 591 code for a protein of 196 amino acids. The record is from RefSeq and is a predicted model, not a curated record.
AUGUCCACCUUUUUUGACGGUAAAAAAUCGUUCACUGAAGUUCCAGUUAAUUCAAAUAAGAUUGACACCUCUGAAUUUUUGCUUGCAACUGAAGAUUUAAUCAAGUUAUUUGAUUUAUUGGGCUCUACUGCUUUCAAUGUUGUUCAGAGUGAUAUGACCGGUAAUGUCAAAAAAAUUAGAGACUUCUUGUUGAAAAAUCCUUCAUCUGCCACCACUUUACAAGAUAUCGUUUUAGCUGAAAAAGCAGGAAAGGACAAAACAGCUACCCAAGGUUUAUUAUGGUUAUCAAGAGGUUUGCAAUUCACUGCUCAAGCCAUGAGGGAAACUGUUGACAAUCCCUCAAAGGAAAUGACCGAAACCUUUACUAGUGCUUAUAACAAAACUUUGGUUAAAUAUCAUAAUAUGUUCGUUAGACCAGUUUUCAAAUUGGCUAUGAAAGCAUGUCCAUACAGAAGCGACUUCUUUAAGAAAUUAGGUGAAGAUCAAGCAAAAGUUAUGGCUCAAUUAUUAGCUUGGUUGGCUGCUUUGGAAAAUAUUGUUCAAAUUAUCUUUGAUUUUUACAAAUCUGGCAAUUAUGGUAAAGGUCUUUAA